Molecule: messenger RNA, 5673 nt
Organism: Eremomyces bilateralis CBS 781.70
Lineage: Eukaryota; Fungi; Ascomycota; Dothideomycetes; Eremomycetales; Eremomycetaceae
Exons: 4
Coding region: 1-5673 (1890 amino acids)
Cellular component (GO): myosin complex; cell periphery; cell septum
Molecular function (GO): chitin synthase activity; ATP binding; cytoskeletal motor activity
Source: RefSeq, a predicted model, not a curated record
AUGUCCAGCUUCCCCUCCCAGCACGCGGAGUCUUCCCUCCACGCCCUCCCCGAACACCUGCAGUCCGAUACCAACCUCACCGCGCACCUCGCCAGCCGGUUCCACGCGAACUUGGCCACCGCGACGCUGUCCAGUCGGGCGCUCAUCUCCGUCAAUAAUUUCAAGUCGAGUGCCCAGGGGCCGAAUGGCACAGAGGAGGGGAGCGCGUUGGCGGGGGUGAAGGAGUUGGCGUCGAGGGCGUGGACGAGAUUGGGACAUCGGGGGGAGAAUCAGGCGGUGGUAUUCUUAGGAGAAUCCGGCUCCGGCAAAACCACCCUUCGAUCCCACCUCAUCUCAUCCCUCCUCUCAUACACCUCCACCCCCUUAUCCGGGAAACUCUCCUACGCCGCCUACGUCUUCGACACCCUCACCACCACCAAGGCCGCCACCACCCCCACUGCCUCGAAAUCCGGCCUCUUCUACGAAUUCCAAUACGACACCUCCACCACCCUCCACCCGGUCCUCAUCGGCGGCAAGCUCCUCGACCACCGCCUCGAACGCUCCCGCGUCACCAAAGUCCCCACCGGCGAGCGCAACUUCCACAUCCUCUACUACCUCCUUGCGGGCACCACCCCCUCCGAAAAACAGCACCUCGGCCUCGACAAUCCAGGCAUCGUGGCCAAUGAGCCCGGGAGUCGUGCGUCCGCCGGCGGCAAGUUCUGGCGCUAUCUCGGCCAUCGUUCGCAGCUGCAGGUCGGGAUCAACGACGCCGAGGGGUUCCAGGCGUUUAAGUCCGCCCUCCGCAAACUGGAGUUCCCGCGUAGCGAGAUCGCGGAGAUCUGCCAGAUCUUGGCGGCGAUUCUGCAUAUCGGGCAGCUGGAUUUCAUGAUGACGCAGUCGACCACGCCGACGGGCGACGAUAGCGGCGGAUUCUCCCAUGAAGGUGGAGAAGAUGUCACGGUGGUGCGGAAUAAGGACUGUUUGAACAUCGUCGCAGCGUUUUUGGGGCUCCAGGCGGAGGAUCUGGAGCAGAGUUUGGGGUAUAAAACGCGGACGGUGCAUCGGGAGCGCGUGACGGUGAUGCUGGAUCCGAAAGGCGCACGGGACAACGCGGAUGAGUUGGCGCGGACGCUGUAUGGGCUGCUCGUGGCGUAUGUCAUCGAGUCGAUCAAUCAGCGCAUCUGUGCGGUGGAAGACACGGUUGCGAACACAAUUUCCAUCGUCGACUUCCCCGGCUUUAUGCAUCAGUCGGCUGGGGGCGAUACGCUCGACCAGCUGCUCACCAACGCGGCGGGAGAGUCACUGUACAAUUUCACCCUGCAGAGCUUCUUCGACCGACCGGAAGACCUCCUGCAGACGGAAGACGUGACGGUGCCGGCGACGAGCUACUUCGACAACAGCGACGCGGUCAAGAUGCUCCUGAAGCCCGGCAACGGCCUCCUCAGUAUCCUCGACGACCAAACCCGCCGCGGCAAGACCGACGCCCAGUUCAUCGACACCAUCCGCAAGCGGUUCACCGGCAAGUCGCCCAGCAUCGACGUCAGCGCCGCGACCGCCGUCCUCCCCGGCAGCAACUUCGCCUCCGCCAACGCCGCCGCCUCCUUCACCAUCCGCCACUUCGCCGGCGCCGUCGAAUACCCAGCCGACGGCCUCCUCGAUGCCAACGCCGAGGUCAUCGCCGGCGACAUGCUCAACCUCAUCAACUCCACCCGCAGCUCCUUCGUGCGCGACCUGUUCGGCCAGCCCGCCCUCAACACCAUCCACCACCCCCAGGAGAAGACCGCCAUCGUACAGGCCUCCCUUGCCAGCAAACCCGCCCGCAAACCCAGCAUGGCCCGCCGCAAACUGGGCGCCACUACCCGCGGCCGCCGCGCCGGUCGGCGCACCAGCGAAGAAGAAGACGAUGACGACCCCCGCGCCGAACGUAGCGUCUCACGUAGCCGCAACCCGACCACCAACGCCGCGGGCAUGCAGCAGGGUGCGGCCGCCCAAUACCUCAGCUCUCUCACCACCAUCACCAAGUCCCUCUCCCUCCCCAACACCAACCCGUACUUCAUCUUCUGCCUCAAGCCCAACGACCGCCGCAUCGCCAACCAGUUCGACAGCAAGUGCGUCCGCCACCAGCUGCAGACCUUCGGCAUCGCCGAGAUCUCGACGCGGCUCCGCAGCGCGGAUUUCUCCGUCUUCCUUCCCUUCGGCGAGGUGCUCAGCCUCGCCGAGGCGAAGGGCACGAAUGGCGGUAUGGGCCUCGGAUCAAGCAUCGUUGGCAGCGAGCGCGAGCGCUGCGAGAUCGUCAUCGAUGAGCGGCGCUGGCCCGAGCAGGAAGCCCGCGUGGGGAGCACCGGGGUGUUUUUCUCCGAGCGCUGCUGGGCGAUGCUCGCGGGCAUCGCGGCGGACUCGCUCGUCGGGUCGCGAGGCGCACUUGGCUACCCAGAGGGCGGGGACACUGACGAGAAUAACCUGCUGUCGCCCACCGGAGGGCGGUUUGAUCCGCAGACGCGGCUGAUGGGCUCGAACGGGUCGUCGCCGGCGGCGUUCUACCACGACGACAAAGCGGCGGGGUACUUCGGGCGGGAAGUCCCCGCGGACGGAAAGUCGGAGGCGGGGAUCAGCGUGAUGACCGGAGGUGACAUGUUCCGCAACCUAGCGACGCGGGAGCAGAUGGCGGAGAAGGCCGGGGAGAAGAAGAUGGAGACGGUGGACGAGGCGGUGGUGACGGGGAGUCGGAAGCGGUGGCUGGUGGUGGUGUAUGCGUUGACGUGGUGGGUGCCGGAUUUUUUGGUCCGGUUUGUGGGAAGGAUGGGAAGGAAGGAUGUGCGAGUGGCGUGGAGGGAGAAGUUGGCGAUUAAUAUGUUGAUUUGGUUAAGUUGUGCGGCGGUGAUCUUUUUUAUGAUCGGGUUCCCCGAACUCAUCUGCCCUACCCAACACGUUUUCUCCGCUUCCGAACUUGCCACCCACGACGGCAAAGAUGGUCACUCCGCCUUUGUCGCCAUCCGCGGCGUCGUGUACGACCUCGACGCCUUCGCUCCCGUCCACUACCCCAAUAUCGUACCGCAGUCUGCCCUGAAGAAAUACGCCGGUGUCGACGCCACGAAUCUCUUCCCGGUGCAAGUCUCCGCACUCUGCGAAGGCAAAGACGGCACCAUUGACCCGGCUGUGAAUCUGAACUACCAGAACUCCAAUUACUCCGGGUCGCCCGCCUUGGUGUCGCUGACCGACAACAACGCCAAAUACCACGAUUUCCGCUCUUGGACCAACGACUCGCGCCGCGACUGGUGGUACGAGAAGCAGAUGUACCUCAAAGCGAAUUAUCAGAAGGGCCGUGUCGGGUACUCCCCGCAAUACCUCAAAACGCUCGCCAGCAAGGGCAACUCCAUCGCCAUCCUCAACGAGCGCGUCUACGACUUUACCUCCUACGUCCCAGGCGGACGCAUCGCGCAGUACCCACCAGGCAUGGAGCAACCAGAAACCAAACCCGACGUCAACUUCAUGGACUCCCGCGUCGUCGACCUCUUCCAGCAGCGCGCCGGGCUAGACGUCACCAAGUACUGGGACGCCCUGCAAAUGACGACGGCCGAAAAAUCUCGCAUGUCUGCCUGUCUGACCAACCUGUUCUACGUGGGCGACGUGGACACGCGGAACAGCACGCAGUGCCAGUUCGCCAAGUACCUCCUCCUCGCCAUCUCGUUGGUGCUGGUCAGCGUGAUCGGGUUCAAGUUCCUCGCGGCGCUCCAGUUCGGCAAGAAAAACAUCCCGGAGAACCUCGACAAGUUCGUCAUCUGCACCGUGCCGGCGUAUACCGAAGACGAGGACUCCCUGCGUCGCGCUAUCGACUCCGCCGCGCGCAUGCGGUACGACGACAAGCGCAAACUGCUGGUGCUGAUCUGUGACGGAAUGAUUAUUGGGCAGGGGAACGAUCGCAGCACGCCGCGCAUAGUGCUGGAUAUUUUGGGGGUGCCGGAGACGACGGAUCCGGAGCCGUUGAGCUUUGAGAGUCUGGGCGAGGGGAUGAAGCAGCAUAAUAUGGGGAAGGUGUAUAGUGGGCUGUAUGAGACACAGGGGCAUAUCGUGCCGUUUAUGGUGAUUGUGAAGGUGGGGAAGCCGAGUGAAGUUACGAAACCUGGAAAUCGUGGUAAGCGAGACUCGCAAAUGGUUCUCAUGCGCUUCCUCAACCGCGUCCACUACAAUCUCCCAAUGGCGCCACUAGAGCUGGAAAUGCACCAUCAAAUCCGCAACAUCAUCGGCGUCAACCCGACGUUCUACGAAUUCCUCUUCCAAAUCGACGCCGACACGGUCGUUGCUCCUGACUCCGCCACACGGAUGAUCUCCUCGUUCCUACACGACACGCGGGUCAUCGGCGUGUGCGGCGAGACGGCGCUCUCGAACGCGAAAUCCUCCUUCGUCACCAUGAUCCAGGUGUACGAAUACUAUAUCUCGCACAAUCUGACCAAAGCGUUCGAGUCACUGUUCGGCUCCGUGACGUGUCUGCCUGGGUGUUUCUCCAUGUACCGCAUCCGCACCGCGGAAACGGGCAAGCCGCUGUUCGUGAGCAAGGAGAUCAUCGAGGACUAUAGCAACAUCCGUGUGGACACACUGCAUAUGAAGAACCUGCUGCACUUGGGCGAGGACCGAUAUCUAACCACGUUGCUGCUGAAACAUCAUUCAAAGUACAAGACGAAGUACAUCUUCCGCGCGCACGCCUGGACCAUCGCGCCAGACAGCUGGACGGUGUUCAUGUCGCAGCGACGACGAUGGAUUAACAGUACGGUGCACAACCUGAUGGAACUCAUCCCAUUGCAGCAGCUUUGUGGAUUCUGCUGUUUCUCUAUGCGCUUUGUCGUCUUCAUCGACUUGCUCUCUACCAUUGUCCAACCCGUCAUCGUCGGCUACCUCAUUUAUCUCAUCAUCCUUAUUACUCGAAAUAGCUCUGUCAUCCCCAUCUGGGCCUUCGUCCUCCUCGGCGCAAUCUACGGCCUCCAAGCCAUCAUCUUCAUCCUGCGCCGCAAAUGGGAGAUGAUCGGCUGGAUGAUCAUCUACCUACUCGCGACCCCCAUCUUCGCCUGCGGCCUCCCUCUAUACGCAUUCUGGCAUAUGGACGACUUCACCUGGGGCAAUACGCGAAUCGUCACCGGCGAAAAAGGCAAGAAACUCGUCGUCUCCGACGAAGGGAAAUUCGACCCUGCCUCCAUCCCCCGCAAGAAGUGGGAGGACUAUCAGACCGAGCUCUGGGAGGCCCAGACCCAGCGCGAUGACCGCAGCGAGGUCUCCGGCUUCAGCUACGCCACCAAGAGCUUCAUGGGUGGCCAGGGCCCCUUCGCCACCCCCGUCACCACCGCCGGGAGCGAAUACGGCGGCGCGCCCUACGGGUACCCGGCGCCGCCGUCGCGGCCGAUCUCCACGCUCGACAUGCCACGGUAUGCGGCGGGGUCGCGGCUAUCGCUAGUGCCGUCGGGGUACGGCGAUAUGGCGGGUGGGAGCAACAACCUGGGGAUGGAGAUGGGCGACAUGGCGGCGCUGCCGUCGGACGAUGCGCUGCUGGCAGAGAUUCGGGAGAUUUUGAAGACGGCGGAUCUGAUGAGCGUAACGAAGAAGAGCAUUAAGUUGGAGUUGGAGAGGCGGUUUGGGGUAGGGUUGGAUGGGAAGAGGCAGUAUAUUGGGAGUGCGACGGAGGCUGUGUUGAGUGGGCAGUUGUAG